AUGUUUCCAAGUCCGAAUUCUUCUCAGCGUGUAAACUCGAGUAACAGUUCUUUGAAGAUUCCCCAACGCUCAAGUGGCUCCCGUCGGAAAGUUGUUUUAGAACCGGGUUUUUCUCCCCUAGAUUGGGCUAGUUUAACUUCCAAGACUCCCAAGCAUCAAUUACGGGGAGUCCAGCCAAAUACGCCACCCCCACAAUAUGUCCGAGUACAGAAAUCUGAACUAAAAAAGCAUUCGAGCCAAGGGGACUGCUGGACGUCCAUAAACGGGAAAGUAUUCAAUAUUACACCCUAUAUCAAUUUUCACCCAGGUGGUGUCGAUGAAAUAAUGAAAUGUGCUGGAAAGGAUGGCACAAUGUUAUUUAACAAGUACCACAGUUGGGUAAACGCAGAUCGAUUAUUAGAAAGUUGUAUGGUCGGUAUUUUGGAUCCUUAG
This is a messenger RNA of Clavispora lusitaniae ATCC 42720, 432 nucleotides long. RefSeq lists its product as uncharacterized. The record is from RefSeq and is a predicted model, not a curated record. Gene Ontology annotation, molecular function: heme binding; cytochrome-b5 reductase activity, acting on NAD(P)H. Lineage: Eukaryota; Fungi; Ascomycota; Pichiomycetes; Serinales; Metschnikowiaceae.